AUGGCUGUCGGAACAUGCAGGGCUCGCUACGCGGUGGUGGUCCUCCUCGUGGCGUACCUAUGUACAAGCUUCGCGCGAGAAGUCGGGUGGCGGCGCCAGCGUCGCGACGUGGACCUGGAGGCCGCUGCGUCGGAGCACGAGCACCACGAGGAGAAAGGCGGUGGUAAGAAGCACGACGAGGAACACCAUGAACACCACGACGAGAAGGGGGAGAAAGGCCACAAGGGAGAUGAACACCACCACGAGGGCGAGCAUGGGGAGCACGAUAAGGAGGAUCAUCAUGGACACCAUGAGGAACAUGGCGGCCACGAGAAGAAGCAUCACGAUGAGAAGGGCGAACAUGGGGAACAUCAUGAACACGGACAUGGCCACAAGGGAGGGAAGUUUGACGAGAAGAAGGGCCACAAGAAGGGGCACAAGACGAGCGGGUAUCAUCAUAAGGCUCACAAGGACGAGUACCACAAGGAGCACAAGUUCUAUGAUGACUAUCACAAGGGAGGACAUCAUGAGAAGGACGGACAUCAUCACGGGCAUCAUGGCAGCAAAGAGGGACACCACAAGAAGGGUGGCCACCAUCAUUCUGGGCAUCACGAAGAUCAUCACGGGAAAAAGGGACACCAUGAUAAAGGACAUCAUGAUGAGGACCAUAAGGGACAUCAUGGGAAACAUGGCCACGAGGAGCACCAUGAUCAUCACGAACAUUAUGGCAAGAAGGGUGGUCAUCACCAUGGAAAGAAACACGGAUAUAGCCACGGAAAAGGAGAUCGCUGA
Molecule: messenger RNA, 771 nt
Organism: Orussus abietinus
Lineage: Eukaryota; Metazoa; Arthropoda; Insecta; Hymenoptera; Orussidae
Product: histidine-rich glycoprotein-like
Exons: 1
Coding region: 1-771 (256 amino acids)
Source: RefSeq, a predicted model, not a curated record